UAAUAUUUUAUAUUUAAACUUUUAAAUUAAUAUAUACCCUAAAAAAUGUCUAAAAAUAUAGCUGAUAUAAAUCAUUCUGAAAACUCUCAUUAUUCCCUAUUUCAACCAUUAUUGGCUCUUCUUAAUCCUAAUUAUUCAUCAUUCCAAUAUCAAAAUGACCCUUCUAUUGUAUCUUAUAUAUCAGAGUUAAUAGAAUCUUCUAUAUAUGAAUUAUCAGAAAAACAAAAUGAAUUAAAUAUUAAAGAUAAAAAGACUACAUAUGACUUGGUUGAAAUUAUUAAAAAGGAAUAUGAUCAUUUGAUCACUAUAUUAAAUUAUAAAAAUGAGUUUACUGGAUCUUUUAAUAUUCUUGAAGAAUCAGUUAAUAAAAUUCAAACAACAAUUACAUCUAUUAAUGAGAGAAUUUUAAAUUUUGGGCUUUUAAAAGAUGGAAUUAAUGGAAUUAAUGGAAUUCUUAAAGAGUUUCUUUUAUUACAUGAAUAUGAAGAAUAUAUUUUAAAUUUAUUUGAAAUUCCAUCUUUAAUAGAGAUAUGUAUAAGAAAUAAUAACUAUUCAGAGGCACUACAACUUAUAUCAUAUGGGAAAAAAUUGGGAGAUGAAUAUUCUCAAGUAGAUAUGAUUCAAGAUUUAGUAAAAAAAGUUAAUUAUAUGUCUGAAUAUUUACAAAAACAAUUAUUAUUACUUCUUAAAGGAACAAUAAAAUUAACAGAAGCUAUUAAAGUUAUUGAAUAUCUUCGUAGAACAAAUGAGUUUUUAGAGAUUGAAUUGUGCUAUAUAUUUCUAUUAUCUCGUUGGGAUUAUAUAGAGGGACUUAUUUCUGAUUUGAAUUCGUCUAAUAAACAAGAUAAUCCUGAAAAAUAUCUUAAAGAAUAUAUUGGGAUAUUUAGAGAACAUAGUUUUAAUAUAUUUUCAUAUUAUACAUUGAUAUUUUUAAGAGAGGAAUCUGUACUUUAUGUAUUUUCAGAAAAUUCAGAAAAUAAUAUUUCAGUAAAAAAUGAUGAUAAUUUGAAUGGAAAAAUAUCAAGAAGAAGAUUACUUUCAAAUUUUGCAUUACAUAUGGUAUCUGAAAUAAAAAAUACAUUGGCUAUAUAUAUUCCAUAUAUUUAUGAUAAUAAAGUAAAAGCAUCAAUACUUAAUCGUAUUUUAUAUUGUGGACAAAGUCUAGGAAGGAUUGGGGUUGAUUUUAGUUUAGCAUUAGUUGAUAUUUUUGGUGAUGAAUGGGUUGAUCUUAUUAAAGAUCAUGAAAAUAUGAUGAAAAAGUUAGAGACAAGUACAGAAAUAUAAAUGCAUAUCUCUUUAUAAUUCCUUUAUAUACAU
Molecule: messenger RNA, 1317 nt
Organism: Pneumocystis carinii B80
Lineage: Eukaryota; Fungi; Ascomycota; Pneumocystomycetes; Pneumocystales; Pneumocystaceae
Exons: 2
Coding region: 46-1284 (412 amino acids)
Biological process (GO): intra-Golgi vesicle-mediated transport
Cellular component (GO): COG complex
Source: RefSeq, a predicted model, not a curated record